CCGGGGGAGGAAUGAGAGAGAGGAGGAUGCGAGGGUCACGGGGACAGCCUCCGGGGCGGGGCGCAGUACUGCCUGAGCCUGGGAUGAAGACUGAGGCCGCCUGCGGAGCCGCAGGUGUGUACCCAGUAGAUGUUUUGGAUGAUGACCCUGAUGCGCAUCGGAAAGCGGCCCUGGCUUGCUACGCCUCACUUGGGGAAGGAGCUGGGGCCUCGUCCGAGGUUUUCUGUCUUCCCACUGGGGAGCAGGUGAAACUUGAAGCUUCAUCUGUUUACUUUUGCACUGUGCACCGUGAUGAACCUCAACACAAGAUACUGGUUUUGGUUAAUCCCCAGGACACAAAAACAGUUGUGGCUGUUUACAUAAAGGAAUCCUGGUGGUCCACGGAAGAUGCAAUAAGAACCUCUGAUCCGGCAAGAGAAGGGCUGUUGAAGGUUCAGUCAUUUGGGGAAAGGAUUGUGCUUUUCAUUCUAAACGUCAUUAUUUUUGGAAGAUUGGAGAGAAAUCUGGAUGACGAUGACAUGUUUUUUCUACCUCACUCCGUGAAGGAGCAAGCCAAAAUCAUGUGGAGACAUGGAGCGGCUGUUGGGUUUUACACAACCAAGAUGAAAGGCAGCCUGUGUGGCAGUGGCACAGGUGUGUGCUACCUGCUACCUGUCUUUGACACCGUGUUUGUCAGGAGGAAACACCGGCGCCAAGGCCUGGGAACGGCCAUGCUGCGGGAUUUCUGUGAGACAUUCCCAGAUGACGAGGCCCUGGGGGUCAGCUGCCCAAUGUCCCCUGCUAUGUACCAAGUCUGUAGGCAGUUCCUGCUGGUCUGUCCAGAAGAGCGAGGGCGUUUGUGGGAGGUGAAGCCCCCAGGGGCCUGGGGCCAGCGCAUCAACAUCUGGCUAAAGGUUCAGCUUCAGCCAAGACUUCCAGACUCACACCCAGGAAAUUCCAAGGAGGAGGACGUCAGCCGUCAUGCGAGGACUUCUUGGAAUGACAGACCCAGACAGUCUGCCCCUGGAGACAGCAGCAAGGAGAGGACGCGUGGAGAAGAGUUGGAACACACAAAGAAUGAUCCAGACCGUGGAGCGGAGGAGGAGGACAUGGGACUGGUGGGGCAGCCACAGGGCAAGCUUGCAAGGCCCAGUCCCUGAUGCCUCUGGAUGCCCAGGAUGCCCACCUGGGCCAGGUCCAGAGGCCUGCCUGGGCUCCCAGGAUUCAGAUCUGAGACUUGUGUGACUGGAACGCACCUUUCCUGGGGAUCUUUGAUGGGCAGAUGACCCCGUGGACUCCAGUUACCUCUGAGGUAGGCUCAGGCUCUAGAACGCCUGAGAACGUGCUGCGCUCAGUGUACGACACUAUGCAACAGCAGGGAGAUAGUUCCCCAAGUUAAUGGUUGACAGUUCCUACAAAUUUCAGCAGCUGACUUGUUAAACCUAAUAUGGUUCCUGUUUCUCAGGAUAAAUUGGUGGGACUUCACUGGAACCACAGGGAUGUUUUACUGAAAGUACCUUUUUCCUUUUAGAAGUUUAAAGACGCUCCGGAAGGGGCCACACCCAUUUCAUCUAGGCUGCGGAAACCUAUUGCGGUUUUGUGUAUGCCAGCCCUGCCAUUGCUGUGAGAUCACGGACACCAAAGAGGUUUCCAGGGAGAUACAUGUCCUUUCCAGGGAGGCUUCAGCCACAUCAGAAGUGCCUUGAGGGCAGGGGCAGGGGCUGGAUGGUGUCUACGGCAGGCCUGGAGCUUCCUUCUGGACUGGUAUACAGGAGGUGCUCAGAGAGGGCUCUGCACAGCCUUCAGCCAUCAGCUUAGCUGGGAAGCAUUGGCAGGAAUUUGGGCAGAUGGUGCUUCUAGCAGAUUGGUAGCCUUAAGCAGAAAGGCUUGUGGUAGUAAAAGUAACUAAAAAUGACAACCUGGCUCAGAUGUGACAUUGGCUUCCCUCUUCUCAAAUGCUGAUGGAGCCCUGUUUGGUGGCUUGCGCUCGUCACUCUGGGAAUGCAGAGACAAGGACCUGCUUUCAGGCCCUAGCGCCCACAGGCUAGGCAGAGCUGUCCCAGGGCCGCCAGCCCUCCACAAGGGUGGGGCGCAAGUCCAGUUUCCUUUAGGGAACCCAGAGCCUGCUCCCCUAGAGCUAGGGCGGUGCUUUCUCUGCAACUGGCCCAGGCUUGCUGAUUUCAGUAGGAUUUUUUCCCAGAGAAAGCUGGUCAGGACAUUUUGAGGCAGAUGACCCAAGUUCUUGCCCCUGCUUUUGGGCAAAGGCAGAUCUGAUCCCAUUGCCGAGGACAUCCCCAAACCCACCUGUGCUCAUGACUGACUUUGUAGAAGCCAGGGGCCUGCUACCAGGGGCCCUGCUACCUCUGCUCCUUGCUGUUGGAGAUCAGCCGCAGGGUCAGCCCUGGGCUGCCUGAUUACCUCUCACAUUUCCAGUGCUACCUCAGAGCUGGCCCUCAGAAACUGUGGGGAAUGAAGGGUGACAGGUCACCUUGAGAGUGAGAGCCACACCUUUCCUCUCUUCUUUUGCUGCUGGAUUUUGGACAUAUUGACAGAGGAACAGGGUUUUACCUUUUUAGGGAUGUAAUAAAGGCCCUCCUGGAGCCUGAUGAGACCACCAGCAGUCCCAAGUUCUGGGAAUACAUCAGCUGUUCCCCUGAGCAGUCAAAGGACACACACGACCUUUUAUUCAUCCAUGCACCCAGCUGUCUGUCCAUCUGUCCGUCCAUCCAUCCAUCCAACCAUUUUGUUGUACAUCAGACAUUCAGCAUGCUUUCUCAGGGACAUGCUGUGUGAGGGGCACAGGAGAUAUAAGUGAGGUGUGGUUAUUGGCCUCAGGAAAGUCUCUUCUUUUUGGAGGAGUCUCUUCUGGAGUGUUCUACUGGAGUUUUCAUCUCUCUUGCACCCAUUACAAAGACGGAGGGUCCAAUUGACUAGAAAUAGAGUUUAGAGCUUCAUCUGAAGACAUCAUGAAGCCUGGCCCCCGCCCUGCCCCUUACACAUGGGCUCUCUGUGCAGGCGGCACAGACUAUAAAAGUGGAGUUAAGUCUGCAGCCUACAGGAUGCCCUGUGUGUGGUGUCAGACGUAAUCUCUUUCACAUGGGACGUGUGUGCUGUGAGCAUUGUGCUAUUUGAGACGAAUGGUUAGUAUUUUGUGUUUACAUGAAAAUAAAUGUUUAUAGAUG
Molecule: messenger RNA, 3161 nt
Organism: Cebus imitator (Panamanian white-faced capuchin)
Lineage: Eukaryota; Metazoa; Chordata; Mammalia; Primates; Cebidae
Gene: FAM169B
Product: family with sequence similarity 169 member B
Exons: 9
Coding region: 12-1139 (375 amino acids)
Source: RefSeq, a predicted model, not a curated record